This is a messenger RNA of Salarias fasciatus (jewelled blenny), 1346 nucleotides long. RefSeq names its product TRAF family member-associated NFKB activator (gene tank). The transcript has 8 exons. Gene Ontology annotation, biological process: negative regulation of canonical NF-kappaB signal transduction. The coding region runs from base 221 to 1237 and encodes 338 amino acids. The record is from RefSeq and is a predicted model, not a curated record. NCBI's taxonomy places the organism in Eukaryota, Metazoa, Chordata, Actinopteri, Blenniiformes, Blenniidae.
AGGGGGAUUCCCCGAGGGAAGUUCCCAACUCAACUGGGCUAUGUAAAACAUACAUUGCCAUAUCCUCUCCAAAGCUUCGUAACUUUGCAUCUGAACAUCGAGGCGACGACUCUGCGGCGGUGCCUCAACAACAUAUCCCGAGGUUUUUUUUUUUUUUUCAAAGUAACUCGAAUGAAGGGCUCAUGUAUACUCUGUCAGUGAUGUUUGUGGAGCACAAGGCAUGGAAAGGAACAUCGGAGACCAGCUCAACAAAGCUUUCGAAGCUUAUCGUCAGGUCUCCAUUGAAAAGGACAAUGUUAAAAAGGAGCUGCAGCAAAUGAAUGAAUACUAUGAGCGUUACACUCAAGGGCUCCAGAAGCAGAUAGAAGACCAGCAGCAGUUGAUCUCAGAGCUCGAGGCAAAGUUGUCGGCAACAAGGCAACAAUCAGGCGAGAUGAAAUGUGAGCCUUGCAAUCAUCUCCUGGAUGGGGCCAGCACUUACAAGAAAAUCCAGUACUCGGAGAAUAUGGGCUCUGCUGCUGUUGCUCCUAAUUUGCCAGUCAGCAGCAGCGACUAUGGGGACAUGCUGGAGGCCUUUGAAGCAAUUCAAGGAAAAUUCCGACAGAUUCGGUCACUGACCAGAAGACAAAAAGAUCACCUUAAAAGAUUCAAUGGAGGAAAUGAUACAUCCAAUGAUCAGCGGUUCUCCAUGCCCAUCCAGUGCACAGACCGUACUGCAGAAGCAGACAGGCCUUUCCCCUCCGCUCUCAGGUCAGCAGUGGACAUCCCUCUCCUGCCUGCUUCUCUGGCGUCUCGCGGUGCCAGCCAGGAGGACUUGGUUGACUCUCUCACUAAGCUCAGUGUCAAAUUCCCACCUUCAGCGGACAGUGAAUAUGACUUCCUGAACAGUACCCCAGAGAGACACAUGGGUCUGACCAUGCCCAUGAAGCGGCCUCUCGGCAGCGUCUCUUCCACGCCGCCAGAGGAAGAGCCGGCGGAGCUGGCCAUGCCUUUUGUGUACCCUACAUCCCCCUCCCACUCAACAUCAUCCUCAGUCUCCCAGGAGAGCGUGCGGGGACCCCAGCAGCCUCUCUGGAGUCCAGAGCUGUGCGAGGCAGUUGAUGUGGGGACAGAGCUGGCGGCGACUCAGAGCGGCAGCCCCGAUAAAUGUGCUUUCUGCCACGCUGUGGUUCCUCAGGACCGAAUGAACAGCCACCUCUACUCGCAUUUCUCUCCUAAGAACGAAGCCGGCAAUUGACAGUGGGAGCAGAGACUGACGGGAGGCCGCAACUACUUCAAGACUUUACUGUUUUCAUGGCGUCGUCCUGCCUGCCAUGAAGUAUAAGCGCUGUACUGGAUUUGAAAAA